Molecule: messenger RNA, 816 nt
Organism: Colletotrichum paranaense
Lineage: Eukaryota; Fungi; Ascomycota; Sordariomycetes; Glomerellales; Glomerellaceae
Product: IgE-binging protein
Exons: 1
Coding region: 1-816 (271 amino acids)
Cellular component (GO): cytoplasm
Molecular function (GO): glyoxalase III activity
Source: RefSeq, a predicted model, not a curated record
AUGUCUUUGCCGCGCCGAGCUCUGAUCAGCAUAACUUCUGCUCAUGGCACCUUAUUCAAGGGGAAGGAGACCACCGGUCUCUUCAUUAGCGAAGCGCUGCAUCCUUACAGCGUCUUAACGGCAGCUGGUUUUGAGGUUGAUCUCGCUUCCGAGACUGGUACAUAUACCCCUGACUGGCUUUCGACACAGCCAGAUUUCCUCAACGGCGAAGACUUGGACAUUUGGAAUAACGCCAAGAGCGAAUUCCGCAUGAAGCUCGACAACAUGACAAAAGCCGCUGACCUCGAUGGUAACGCAUACGGGCUUUUCUACGCGUCUGCCGGUCAUGCCGCCCUCAUCGAUUAUCCCACGGCCUCUUCUCUUCAGCGAAUCGCAGCGCAAGUCUGGGCGAAUGGAGGGGUGGUCUCUUCUGUCUGCCACGGACCAGCACUUUUCGCCAAUCUGAUCGACCAUAGCACCAAUGAGCCCUUGAUCAAGAACAAGAGAAUCACCGGGUUUACUACGGAAGCCGAAUCCUCCAUGGGGAUCAUGGAUGAACUCAGAAGCUGGGGUGCUGAGAUGGUGGAGGAAACGGCAAUUCGACUCGGGGCGACAUGUGAGCUUUUCACUCUUUCCUCCAUCCAUGGCCCAGCCAUUGCUUGGUGGGUGAGUUCUUCGGAUCUAACAUUGAAAACAGAUGUGCGUGCCCCUGGUAUCUGGGACGACUUUCAUGUAGUUGAUGGUCGCCUAGUGACAGGCCAGAACCCAGCCAGUGCUACAUCCACUGCUCAAGCUGCCGUUGAGGCUUUCGACAGCGCUUUAAGCAUGGUAUUUUAA